GUAAAGCAGAUAGAGGGAGACUGAUUAGCCUAUACAUGCCAGCAUAAUCACCAGUAGUUUAAAAGAGAAAUUCACUACGGCAGGAAGGAGAGAGAGCUAGGAACCAAAUCAAUCGAUGGCGCACGCGAAUGCAGGAGGUCAUCUGGAGGUGCCCAACGUGCAGGUGCUCGCUCAGACCUGGAACGGAUCAGGCGAGCAGGUGCCACCACGGUACGUCAGGACGGAUGAGGCCGACGCGGUCGUCGCCGCCGGCCACGCGCUCCCGGUCGUCGAUCUCGGCAGGCUGCUCGACCCGCGGUCGUCGGAAGAGGAGCUCGCAAACCUCGGCUCGGCCUGCCAGCAGGGUUUCUUUCAGCUCAUCAACCAUGGAGUUCCGGACGACGUGAUCCGGGACGUGAAGAGAGACAUAGCCGAGUUCUUCAAGCUGCCGCUCGAGGCCAAGAAUGCGCACGCGAAGCUACCGGACGGCCUCGAGGGGUACGGCCAGGUCUUCGUCUUCUCCGAGACCCAGAAGCUGGACUGGUCGGACAUGCUCUACCUCAUGCUCCGCCCCGUCGAGUCGCGGGACAUGCGAUUCUGGCCCGUCGACCCUCCGUCUCUCAGGAGCUCCGUGGAUCGGUACUCGGCGGAGGCGGCGAAGGUGGUGUCGUGCUUGCUCCGGUUCAUGGCGGUGGACAUGGGGGUGGAGCCGGACCGCCUCCUGGAGAUGUUCGGGGGCCAGCCGCAGACCAUGAAGGUGACCUACUACCCGCCGUGCCGGCAGGCCGGCGACGUGAUUGGCCUGUCGCCGCACACGGACGCCUGCGCCAUGACGGUGCUGCUCCACGUCAACGACGUGCAGGGCCUGCAGAUCAGGAGGGACGACGACGGCAAGUGGCUCGCCAUUGAACCUCUCGACGGCGCACUCAUUGUCAGCGUCGGUGACAUAAUCGAGAUCCUAAGCAACGGGAAGUACAGAAGCGUUGAGCACAGAGCUGUGGUGAACCCGGACAAAGAGCGCAUCGCGGCGGCGAUGUUCCAUCAGCCGCGGCACAGCAUAAUGGUCGAACCCCUGCCGGAGCUCGUGAAGAAAGACGGCAGCGGAGCACGGUACAAAUCGGUGGGCUACGCGGAAUUCAUGAGGCAUUUCUUCUCGGCGAAGCUCGAUGGACGAAAGAGCCACCUCGACCACUUCAGGAUUUAGUAUUAGUCGACUUCCAGUUCCAUCCUCCAAAUGGGCAAAAUAAAAUGUCGAAUAGAUCGGACAAUACGUUACUGAUAAUUGAUAGCUAGGCUGAGUUUACCUAAAAUACUCACUCAGUCUAUUGAUGCAAAGCCGUACUUUUAUUCAACUUUUGAAAUUUUGUCCAAGGAUUAGCCCAAAAUUAUAUACAAAAGUUGUACACCAAUACGUUUGUUUUGUAAUAAUUUUUAAGAUGAUAUUUAUUCUAUAGCAAUUGACAACAUACUA
Molecule: messenger RNA, 1450 nt
Organism: Setaria italica (foxtail millet)
Lineage: Eukaryota; Viridiplantae; Streptophyta; Magnoliopsida; Poales; Poaceae
Product: S-norcoclaurine synthase 1
Exons: 4
Coding region: 116-1183 (355 amino acids)
Source: RefSeq, a predicted model, not a curated record